AAAUGCAAUGUCAUCGCAGUCAUCGGCAUUCUGUGAGCAUCUGUGAGUGUGAGCCACUGUGAGAGCGCUCGUGAGUUAAGUGGGAGAAUCGGUCGAAAUCUCGUUUGCGUUGUACACGGCAAUUUUCCUUUUAUAUCGGCGAAAAUGUCGGGCGGUGCACUCUUUGGUAAUAACGCUUCGCGCGGUGCCUCGAAAAACCUUGUGGAGUUCAAGGCUGGUAAAAUGACCGUAAAAGGAAAAAUGGUUUAUCCGGACACGCGAAAGGGCCAGCUUUACGUCUACCAGUCCGACGACUCGCUGAUGCACUUCUGCUGGAAGGAUCGCACGACCGGAGUGGUUGAGGAUGACUUGAUUAUCUUUCCUGAUGAUUGCGAGUUUAAACAUGUUCCUCAAUGUAAGACUGGCAGAGUAUACCUUUUGAGGUUUAAAUCGUCGAAUAAGAAAUUCUUCUUUUGGUUACAGGAUCUCAAAACUGAUAAAGAUGAAGAACACUGUAGAAAGAUCAAUGACGUACUUAACAAUCCACCGACCCCAGGAUCUCAGAGGAGUGGCAAUACCAAUGCUGAGGGAGAUCUUCAGAAUUUGUUGAACAACAUGUCGCAGCAGCAGCUCAUACAAUUGUUCGGCGGCGUUGGUCAGAUCGGUGGUUUGGGCAGUUUAUUAGGUACAAUGAAUAGACCGCACGGUGUUCAGAGUACAAGAGCUUCCACUACAACUUCGUCCACUCCAGCCACUACAAAUGUGACUAGACCGCCCCAUUCAUUAACUCCUGGGCCUAAUACGGACUCGAAAUCUUCGAGUAAUAAUAAGUCAUCAACAAGAACGACAGCUCCGUCCACGCCAGCUGCAACAGCAGUGACUCCGAGCAAUAGAAUACAGCUUAGUGAUUUGCAGAAUUUUCUAUCGGAAAUUCCAACGCCGUCUCGAACAGAACCUUCUGUACAGAGGGGCGUAGCGACAGAGCUGACCAACGCUAUCCCGGCAGCAAUCUCUACGACGGAAAGCCUGGAGAGUGCCAUGAACGUGCACUUGCCACCCGGGGACAACCUGUCUACCACGCUAUCGUCUCCCCAGUUCUCCCAGGCGCUAUCAAUGUUCUGGUCUGCUUUGCAGUCGGGCCAGGCGGGCCCAGUCAUCCGUCAAUUCGGCUUGGGACCAGACGCCGUCAGUGCCGCGGCCAGUGGAAACAUCGAAGAAUUCGUCAGCGCGCUGGAGUCUGAAGCGAAAAAUGGUCAGGGACAGCAAGCGCAACAGGGACAAGACGACAAGAAUAAGAAGCAAUCAUCAUCAACUGCUAGUCCUGAUAAGAAGGACGAUGACGACGAAGGCAUGGCUUUAGAUUAAGAAUAGGAUUUGUACGCGUCUCUUUAUUUCAGACGUUUUCUUUUUCUAUUCAGAAACUAUGCGUUGAAUAUUGUGUUAUAAUUUACAUACGCAAUAAAAAAUCUCAACGGACAUAUUCUUCUUUAAGAUAAUUAGACAUACAUACAUAUAUACAUAUAAUUUUGAUUAAAUAAUAUACUUUUCAAAUGUGUAAACAAUUCUCCAAGCGCUCAAGAAUUACAUUUAAUGAGUGAUUAGCAAACAUGUUGAUUAAAUAAGAACAGGAAAUUUCAUCAAAAUUUACACAUGUGUACGAAAAUUAAUAUAUUGAACAUUUUGUAUACAGUAUAUAUUUAUUGGAUUUAUUAAACACUGCGAAAAUAAACUACUUUAACCAAACUGUA
This is a messenger RNA of Monomorium pharaonis (pharaoh ant), 1727 nucleotides long. RefSeq names its product proteasomal ubiquitin receptor ADRM1-B (gene Rpn13). Lineage: Eukaryota; Metazoa; Arthropoda; Insecta; Hymenoptera; Formicidae. The record is from RefSeq and is a predicted model, not a curated record. Gene Ontology annotation, biological process: ubiquitin-dependent protein catabolic process. Gene Ontology annotation, cellular component: proteasome regulatory particle, lid subcomplex; cytoplasm; nucleus. Gene Ontology annotation, molecular function: ubiquitin binding; proteasome binding; endopeptidase activator activity. Bases 145 to 1344 code for a protein of 399 amino acids. The transcript is spliced from 5 exons.